AUGUUACAUAAUAGGAAAUUUUUAAAGAGAUCAGUGAUGCGAAGAACGGCAAUAGUGAAAUAUAGUUUACGCCUAUCUGUAUAUUUAGUAAUACUAACAAUAUUCGGUGUUGUUGUUUGUUCAUCAAAUAAUGUUUUUUCGGAUAUUAAUCUAGGAAUGAACAACCCAGAAAGCAGUUCAUAUGAAGGGGGGUUCCGACUGAGAACACAUUAUAUUAUAAUGGUCAAGCAGGUCGUGCAAAUAAUUAUGUGGAUGAUUAUUUGA
Messenger RNA from Nematocida parisii ERTm1, 264 nucleotides. RefSeq lists its product as uncharacterized. NCBI's taxonomy places the organism in Eukaryota, Fungi, Microsporidia. The transcript has a single exon. Bases 1 to 264 code for a protein of 87 amino acids. The record is from RefSeq and is a predicted model, not a curated record.